CCUAGAAUUUACACAGUCCUGACAAACUGGUUAUGGGAAACUCAAUCCACAACCAAUUCGAACAUCAAUCUUCAAGCAAUUUCAAAUUCAUCGUCGUCCACAGAGACAAAGAUAUAGCCAACUAAACUGACCGAAUCUGGGAUGGUGAUUGUGCAGGGAAUGUUUGAGAUCUCGGAGCUGGCGGCUGGGAGCAUUGGCUGCGUGGGCCUCUUUAUGGCCGGUUGUAAUGCCCUGCCCAUGCAGCAUGUUCCCGAUCUUCCGGCGGCCCUGUUCGUCCUGUCGACGGUGUGUCUCUUGCACCAUCUUCGUGUGAUGAACUGGCCACCGCUGCAGGAGCUUUGGCGGCUUCUAUUGGAACUGCUGGCCUUCUACCUGGGCACCCAGAUCGUCGUGGUGCUCGUGUGGCAGCAGUUCCACAACCUGAUCGAUAUUCUGCGGGAUACGGCUCUCAACACGCGACUGGCCUUGAGUCUGCUGGAAAGCUAUCCCACUGUCUACAUAUUUAUGCGACAGGAUGUGUGCUACUUCGUGAAGCUCAUCGUAUCAUUGGCGUGCACCUACAAAGCAGUAAAAGUAACUCAUGCCUUGGAUUAUUUCUUACCGGCACGCAGAAUUUAUAGGUACUACGCAGAUCAAGCUGAAGUCGGGAUCUUUGCCGAAGCUGGUAGGAUCUCCCGGCAGUUACCAGUCUCCAAGGGUUCCUCCCGUCGCCCCCAGUCAAAGUAAACCAAAUCUCCCAGCCUAAUCAAUAUUUUCUAAUGCUUAAUCAACGGUCUAUGGCCAAACCACAAAAACACAAGGUGAAUGGCACGCCGGGUGCAGUGCACCCACCCGAAGGCCAGAUUCAAGAGCAGUUCACGCUUUCCAACAUAUUUGCAUGCUUGAAAGAGCAGAGCCAACACGUAGACACAAAACCCGCAACUUGUUUUCAAAAUUUCGCGCCAAUGGACAAUCGAUUAGUAGUAGUCGCUGGUGAGCCAUCUCUAACAGAAGAGAAGAUCGAGAGGAAGAAGAAGAGCACUGCAAUCGGACACAAACAAUAAAGAAAUUAAACAAUUAGCCAUAA
Messenger RNA from Drosophila biarmipes, 1066 nucleotides. RefSeq lists its product as uncharacterized. The transcript has a single exon. Lineage: Eukaryota; Metazoa; Arthropoda; Insecta; Diptera; Drosophilidae. The record is from RefSeq and is a predicted model, not a curated record. Bases 142 to 726 code for a protein of 194 amino acids.